AUGUUAUCAUCAGUGAAACGGGGGAAAAUCACUAUGCUUGAACUUCUUUUCAUUUUGAUGUUGCUCUUCUCUGGACCAACCCUGAGCAAGCUUAGCAGGACCAAAGGCAAACACUGGAAGGGGGGAUCCCGUCUUCGCCAGGAGGACUUUCCACCACGGAUUGUUGAGCAUCCUUCAGAUGUGAUAGUCUCUAAAGGAGAGCCAACAACUCUGAACUGUAAAGCUGAAGGACGGCCAACUCCUACUAUUGAGUGGUACAAGGAUGGAGAGCGAGUGGAAACGGACAAGGAUGAUCCACGCUCCCACCGCAUGCUGCUGCCCAGUGGAUCUUUAUUUUUCUUACGUAUUGUACAUGGACGCAGGAGUAAACCUGAUGAAGGAAGUUAUGUUUGCGUAGCAAGGAACUAUCUUGGAGAAGCUGUGAGUCGCAAUGCAUCUCUGGAAGUGGCAUUGCUACGGGAUGACUUCCGCCAAAAUCCUACAGAUGUUGUGGUGGCAGCUGGAGAGCCUGCCAUAUUGGAGUGCCAGCCACCUCGUGGACACCCUGAGCCUACCAUCUACUGGAAGAAGGAUAAAGUCCGUAUCGAUGACAGGGAAGAGCAGAUCAGUAUACGUGGUGGGAAGCUGAUGAUCUCCAAUACAAGAAAAAGUGAUGCUGGCAUGUACACUUGUGUUGGAACCAACAUGGUGGGGGAGCGAGACAGUGAUCCAGCAGAGCUGACUGUCUUUGAACGGCCCACGUUUCUCAGGCGACCGAUUAACCAAGUGGUGCUGGAGGAGGAGGCCGUGGAUUUCCGGUGCCAGGUGCAGGGGGAUCCCACACCCACAGUCCGGUGGAAGAAAGAUGAUGCAGACUUACCGAGAGGAAGGUAUGACAUCAAGGAUGACUACACUUUGCGCAUUAAGAAGGCCAUGAGCACAGAUGAAGGAACCUACAUAUGCAUUGCUGAGAAUCGAGUUGGAAAAGUGGAAGCCUCUGCUACCCUCACUGUGCGAGCUCGCCCCGUUGCUCCCCCACAGUUUGUGGUGAGACCACGAGACCAGAUUGUAGCCCAGGGUCGAACAGUGACUUUUCCUUGUGAAACUAAAGGAAAUCCCCAACCAGCUGUUUUCUGGCAAAAAGAAGGAAGCCAGAAUCUACUCUUCCCAAACCAGCCUCUCCAACCCAACAGCAGGUAUUCAGUGUCACCAACCGGAGACCUCACUAUUACCAACAUUCAGCGGUCUGAUGCAGGCUACUACAUUUGUCAAGCACUGACGGUUGCUGGAAGCAUUUUAGCAAAGGCUCAGCUGGAGGUUACUGAUGUCUUGACAGAUAGGCCUCCACCCAUCAUCCUCCAGGGGCCGGUCAAUCAGACACUGGCAGUGGAUGGGACAGCUUUGCUGAAGUGCAAGGCAACCGGCGACCCCCUUCCUGUCAUCAGCUGGUUAAAAGAAGGAUUCACCUUCCUGGGCAGAGACCCUCGAACAUCCAUACAGGAUCAGGGGACGCUUCAGAUUAAAACUCUGCGGCUGUCUGAUACUGGGACUUACACUUGCGUUGCUACAAGUUCCAGUGGGGAGACGUCAUGGAGUGCUGUGCUGGAGGUGACAGAAUCCGGUGGAGCAACAGUCAGUAAAAAUUAUGAUAUAAAUGACCUCCCUGGGCCGCCAUCCAAACCUCAGGUCACUGAUGUUACUAAGAACAGUGUCACCCUGUCCUGGCAACCAGGGACCCCUGGAAGCCUACCAGCUAGUGCAUAUAUUAUUGAGGCUUUUAGUCAGUCUGUGAGCAAUAGCUGGCAAACAGUGGCUAACCAUGUGAAGACCACUCUCUACACUGUGAGAGGACUGCGCCCCAAUACAAUCUACCUGUUUAUGGUGAGAGCUAUCAAUUCUCAAGGUCUGAGUGAUCCCAGCCCUAUGUCAGAUCCUGUCCGAACACAAGAUAUCAGCCCACCAGCACAAGGAGUGGAUCACAGGCAAGUCCAGAAAGAACUGGGAGAUGUCAUUGUACGACUGCAUAAUCCUGUUGUGUUGACACCCACAACAGUUCAAGUCACCUGGACGGUUGACCGCCAAUCCCAGUUUAUUCAGGGAUACCGAGUAAUGUAUCGCCAAAUGUCUGGCCUACCUUCUCCAGCUGUGUGGCAGAAUUUGGAGGUCAAAGUCCCAACUGAGCGCAGUGCUGUCCUCGUCAGCUUGAAAAAGGGAGUCACUUAUGAAAUUAAAGUUCGCCCUUAUUUCAAUGAAUUCCAAGGAAUGGACAGUGAAUCAAAGUCUGCUCGUACCACAGAGGAAGCUCCAAGUGCCCCUCCUCAGUCUGUUACUGUCCUGACAGUUGGAAACCACAACAGCACAAGCAUCAGCAUCUCCUGGGAUCCUCCCCCUCCAGAUCACCAAAAUGGAGUCAUCCAGGAGUAUAAGAUCUGGUGCCUAGGUAAUGAGACUCGAUUUCAUAUCAACAAAACAGUAGAUGCAGCCAUUCGGUCUGUAGUAAUAGGUGGCCUAUAUCCAGGUAUUCAGUACCGUGUGGAAGUUGCUGCAAGCACCAGUGCAGGUGUGGGAGUAAAAAGUGAGCCACAACCCAUAAUAAUUGGAGGUCGUAACGAAGUUGUCAUCACUGAAAAUAAUAACAGCAUAACUGAGCAAAUCACUGAUGUUGUCAAACAGCCUGCCUUUAUAGCUGGCAUUGGUGGUGCAUGUUGGGUAAUUCUGAUGGGUUUCAGCAUCUGGCUGUACUGGCGCAGAAAGAAGAGGAAGGGGCUCAGCAAUUAUGCUGUUCAGUCCUUCACCUUCACCCCUGCAGUCACUUUCCAAAGAGGAGAUGGAGGACUAAUGAGCAAUGGAAGUCGACCAGGUCUGUUGAAUGCAAGUGACCCUAGUUAUCCGUGGCUUUCCGACUCUUGGCCUGCCACAAGUCUGCCAGUAAACAACAGCACUAGUGGACCAAAUGAUCUUGGCAAUUUUGGUCGUGGAGAUGUGCUGCCACCAGUGCCAGGGCAAGGAGAUAAAACCGCUACUAUGCUUUCUGAUGGAGCCAUUUACAGCAGCAUUGACUUUACCACGAAAACUAGUUACAACAGUUCCAGCCAAAUAACGCAAGCCACGCCAUAUGCCACCACCCAGAUACUGCAUUCCAACAGCAUCCACGAGUUGGCUGUCGACUUACCUGAUCCUCAGUGGAAAAGCUCAAUUCAGCAAAAAAAUGACCUGAUGGGAUUCGGUUACUCUCUCCCAGACCAAGGCAAAGGCAACAAUGCCUUGCUUUACAUCCCUGACUACCGCGUGGCUGAGGGAUUGGCUAAUAGAUUGCCACACAACCAGUCACAGGAUUUCAGCACCACCAGCUCCCACAACAGCUCCGAAAGGAGUGGCAGCCUCUCAGGUGGCAAAGGAGGGAAAAAGAAGAAAAACAAAAAUACUGCCAAGCCCCAGAAAAAUAAUGGUUCAAACUGGGCCAGUGUUCCCCUCCCACCCCCUCCCGUGCAGCCGCUUCCAGGCACAGAGUUGGAACACUAUGGGGUGGAUCAGCAAGAAGCAGGAUAUGACAGUGAUGGUUGGUGUCCGCCUUUGCCAGUUCAGACCUACCUACAUCAGGGCAUGGAGGAUGAGCUUGAAGAAGAUGAUGAUCGUGUUCCCACACCUCCUGUCCGAGGAGUAGCUUCAUCACCUGCGAUCUCCUUUGGGCAACAGUCAACUGCAACCCUCACACCUUCUCCACGAGAGGAGAUGCAGCCAAUGCUUCAAGCUCACCUUGAUGAAUUAACUAGGGCUUACCAGUUUGAUAUAGCAAAGCAGACAUGGCACAUCCAAAGCAAUACACAACCUCCUCAGGCUCCAGUUCCACCCCUAGGAUAUGUAUCUGGAAACCUUAUUUCAGAUUUGGAAACAGAUGUUCCAGAUGAUGAUGAUGAUGACGAGGAUGAUAUUGAAGAAGAAACUGUAGAAAUCAGUAGGCCGCUAAGAGGUCUAGAGCAUACUCCAGGCUCCAGUAUGGACAAUCUAGACAGCUCUGUGACAGGUUCAAUGGUAAAUGGAUGGGGUUCUGCGUCUGAUGAGGAUCGUAACUUUUCUAGUCAUAGAUCUAGUGUAGGUAGCUCCUCAGAUGACUCGAUCUUUACCAGCGGCAGUUUUGCACAAGCACUGGUUGCAGCAGCAGAUAAAGCUGGUUUUAGGCUGGAUGGAACCAGCCUGACAAGAACAGGCAAAGCAUACCCUUCCUCUCAGAGACCUCGGCCAAGCAGUCCUUUUUCUACUGACAGCAACACCAGUGCAGCUGUCAAUCAGAGUCAGAGGCCGAGGCCCACUAAAAAACACAAGGGAGGACGAUUGGACCAACCCCCCUUGCCUCAUCGUAGGGAGGGGAUAACAGACGAUCUUCCACCACCACCCGACCCGCCCCCUGGUCAGGGUUUAAGGCAGCAAAUAGUCCCUGGCCAGCGCGGAGGCUCGGCAGAGAGGAAAGGAAGCUCUCUUGAGAGGCAGCAUGCACCGAACGUAGAUGAAACAAAGAGCUCCCUGGACCGGCAAGCUAGGACAUCACUAGAGUGGCAGCGGCAAACCCAGGAGUGGAUAAGCUCUACAGACCGCCAAGAGGAUUUCAGGAAAGCCCAACACAAACAAGCCUUCGGAUCAGAAGAGGCACUCGUACCAUAUAGUAAACCCAACUUCCCAUCCCCUGGCGGCCACAGCUCUUCAGGAACAGCUUCUUCUAAAGGAUCGACCGGACCUAGAAAAGGUGAAGUCUUGCGAGGAGGUCACCACCACAAUGCCAGUGACCUUCUCGAUGUAGGCUAUGUGGGAUCAAACAGUCAAGGACAGUUUACUGGUGAAUUAUGUAAGUUUAGCUAUGGUUCAAACUCUCCAAUAGACAAAAAGAGAAAAAUGAUUAAACUGUUGCGAAGAGAGGAGGAAGUUGAGUGUGAUAAUCAGAUUAAAAUUUCCCCCGAUCUUUUUGCCUUCUGA
Messenger RNA from Egretta garzetta (little egret), 4947 nucleotides. RefSeq names its product roundabout guidance receptor 2 (gene ROBO2). The record is from RefSeq and is a predicted model, not a curated record. The coding region runs from base 1 to 4947 and encodes 1648 amino acids. The transcript has 30 exons. NCBI's taxonomy places the organism in Eukaryota, Metazoa, Chordata, Aves, Pelecaniformes, Ardeidae. Gene Ontology annotation, molecular function: protein binding.